AUGUCAACUAUUGACUAUCAAUUAAAACCCCUCCCAGAGACUGAAAUUGUUCUUUUUUGUCUCGGCUGCGACAGAAAAAAUACAGACAACUACCAAGUCGAUUAUCUGGAGCCCGAUGAUGACAUAGAAGACAAAGCUUUUAGCGUUUGGCUGGUAUGCGAAUUCUGCGCGAAGGAAAUAACAAUCGCCUUUACUCCUGAGGAAUGGAACCUUUUCGCCAGUCAGGCUGACAAACAAGAAGACCAAUACUUUUCGAGAGUUUCAGCAGUCGCAUUUUGCAAAACCUAUUUGCUUUCGGAUUGCUACGGUGACUUGUUUAUCAAAGCUCAACAACGAAAAAUGGCUCGACGAGAAAUUGACAAAGAUGAGGAAAAAGUUUGUAUCUUUUGCCACGAAGAUGAUGUCAAAAUGAUUUCUAGUCCCUGCAAGCAUUUUUAUUGUGAAAAAUGCUAUGCGAAACAUCGCGAAAUAUCUCCACGAAAAGAUGACUGUGCGUUCUGCAGAAUUCCAUUUCGAUACACCCGAUUCUCCGACAUUGUCGCUGAAAAAAGAAGAAACGACUAA
Oikopleura dioica is the source of this 564-nucleotide messenger RNA. The record is from the annotation of a GenBank genome assembly. Lineage: Eukaryota; Metazoa; Chordata; Appendicularia; Copelata; Oikopleuridae.